Penicillium argentinense is the source of this 2115-nucleotide messenger RNA. Its product is annotated as fungal specific transcription factor domain-containing protein. Gene Ontology annotation, biological process: DNA-templated transcription; positive regulation of transcription by RNA polymerase II. The transcript is spliced from 14 exons. Gene Ontology annotation, molecular function: zinc ion binding; sequence-specific DNA binding; DNA-binding transcription factor activity, RNA polymerase II-specific. Lineage: Eukaryota; Fungi; Ascomycota; Eurotiomycetes; Eurotiales; Aspergillaceae. Bases 1 to 2115 code for a protein of 704 amino acids. The record is from RefSeq and is a predicted model, not a curated record.
AUGCUGCCAGCGGUAUCCACCGCAGAAGCACAAAUGCUUCAAAUGCGUCGCGUGUUCAAAAGCGCGGUCUGGUAUAUAUUCGGCAUUUUCAAUGACCCAAGUUUCAAGGCUAAGGCUCCUACAGAAUGUUUGUUCGAUGCUGCACCUGAUGGGAUGCUAAGAAGUCAAGGAUAUGUCGCGACACUCGAAGCUCGGAUCCAAAACCUCGAAAGACAAUUAAAGGCGAACAAAAACGGAUCAUCAAGGCAGAAGGACCAGGCGAGUCUUACGCCAGAGACAACAUUCUCACAUUCACCUGCCAAUAUGAGACACAUGUCGCCUCGAAUCCUUUUCAACACGCAAAUCGACACAAUGCACGAAUCUACUCGACACACCGAGUCCAAGAGCCUUUGCGAUGCCCAGUUCCCAAAACGAGGCUCUUUUCACGACCGCUCCGUGCAAAACGAACAGUCCUCGAGCGUACGUUCAGGAUAUUCAGCCGAGAAGAAAAGCCCGCGGCAAGACAUCAGCAUCCUGGGCGUCAUUAACAACGGGGCACUUGAUUCGAGACUCAACAAAGAUACCUUACCAGAUCUUCCAUCUGAUGACCGUGCUCGUGAACUUGUGGAUACUGUUUACUUUUACACCCAGGCACGGUAUUGCAUUAUCGAUUGGGCUCAGCUACGGGAAUGGCACCGCGACCGGGAGAUGAUAGCUUAUACCUCCCCAGAAGGUCCAGCAGAACAGCAAACUGGCACCUUCUUUAUUUGGAUAAUUUAUGCGAUCGGUGCUUGCCUAGUACCAAAUCCUGAGAGUUCAACAGAGGAAUACUUUUCCCGUGCUCAACUGUACAUCCCUGCGGUUAUGUCUUUCCAAAGCCUGGAAACUGUCCAGGCACUGCUAUGCCUGACACAAUACUAUUUUAGAGCUCCGAAUGAGUCUCUAAUCUGGGAUCUUGUCGGAGUUGCUUUGCGACUGUGCAUUAAGCUCAGGUAUCAUCGCAAGACUGCGAAUACGUCUACCAUGCAAAAUAAAACGGCUUAUCAGUUGGAGCUCCAAAAGCGAUUCUUCUGGUGCGCAUAUUGCUUCGACCGCCUGAUAUCCAUGAUGUCGAAGCUUCCUUUUGGAAUUAGCGACUCAGAAAUUGAUACUGAGGUGCCUGUUGAUAUAGACGAUACCUGUACAGAUGAGCAAGCGAUUCGAAUACUUCAGAUAAAGCAGGCAGCUGGAGACUAUACAUCUACAAACGGGACAACCACAACAAUGACUGCAGCGUUGCACCAUUUACAAGUAUACCGCAUAAGAUCUCGCAUUUUAACCCACUAUGCCGGGCCUCAUGCGCGAAUGCCAUCAUUAAAUGAAGUGCAGGACAUCCUCUUCGAACUGGACCAGUGGAGGCAGAACGCACCGCGCAAACAAGAAUCCAAAUCCUUUCCACAGCAGAACCCCGACAGAGUUCAAGCAAAUUAUCUCCAAGCAGUCCUUCUUUUGAUUCGCCCGAUUCUCACUGGGGAUUUGAUGAAUCUUGAUUUGAUCGGGCUGUGCGUCAUGUUCGCCGCUGAUGCAUGCGAGAGCGCGAAGGCCCUGAGUCUCAAUCCCCUGACCCUUCCAGACAGGAUAACAGUUUAUCAUUGCUUUUAUGCUGGGAUCACGUUACUACAAUGCUUGGUCAUAAAGCCUACGGCAUUGACACCCAGACAGGCCCAUCGGGCCAUUAGUGCUUGCCUAAGCGCAUUGGCUGUAUACACUCGGGUAUUGCCCGGUGUCGAGCCCUUCCUGCGACUGUUCGAGGAUGUUUCGAACUUAUUUGUUCAUGAUGGCCAUACUUCCGAGACGCAUCAAACUCCCAAAGUGAGAGAUUUGCUAAACAAGAUUAUUUCCAGCGAUCCCUCGGAAACGUCAAGUAUCUUGCAAUCACUGUCCCAUCACGAAGGUCAACCAAUUACCUCGCCGACAACACCUGGCAUACUAGAAGGGCAAACAAUGGCUGUUCAAUACGAUUCUGUCCUUGGCGGACAGGCUUCUGUAGCUCCAUUCGAGAUGCCUCUGGACAUUUCUCCUCUCCAUGUGCCCGAUGCCCAAAUCAUGGAUAUGUGGACCAGUUCGUGGCUAGAUAGUGCAUCGGCAUCCCAGUGA